Molecule: messenger RNA, 818 nt
Organism: Diospyros lotus (date-plum)
Lineage: Eukaryota; Viridiplantae; Streptophyta; Magnoliopsida; Ericales; Ebenaceae
Product: protein EPIDERMAL PATTERNING FACTOR 2-like
Exons: 3
Coding region: 138-524 (128 amino acids)
Biological process (GO): guard cell differentiation; stomatal complex development
Source: RefSeq, a predicted model, not a curated record
ACAUCACUGAGAUUCCUUCAAAGCCAAAAACCCUUGUGUUUCUUGGCCCCUGAAUUUGUUAUAUGAUCAGGGCUCCAUCUCUUCAAAGCUUCCAGAAGAAGAACAGUACUGCAAAUUAACUAAUAGAGUACAGAGAUAUGAAGAAGAGCAAUACAAAUAUUAUUAUUCCACCAUUCUUCUUCUUCUUCACCACCGUUGCAAUCCUUUUCAUGGUGCUUGCAGUUGCUCACUCUCUCAGGCCUCACCAUUAUAGUUCAAGCACCUUCAACGGAAAAGCUACUCAGAGAGGAGAUGCUCUUGAAAAUCCCAUGCAGUACUCCGAGAUUAAUGGGGGUGGAUUAAAGGAAGAGCUGGGAAUGGAACUGUACCCAACCGGGUCGAGCUUGCCAGAUUGCUCGCACGCAUGCGGUUCCUGCUUUCCGUGCAAGAGGGUGAUGGUGAGCUUCAAGUGCUCCACGGAGUCUUGCCCCAUUGUUUACAGAUGCAUGUGCAAAGGCAAAUACUACCAUGUCCCUUCCAACUGAUCACUUAAGACUUAAAUAUUUAAUUUCUGGCUUCUGGCUUCUGAUGAAACUUAUUAACUAUAUAUUGUUGUCGAUUAUGGAUUGUGGGAAGCUUAAUUAAUUUUGUAUGUAGUAAGUAUGACAGCUAGGCAGAAUUUUGGGGAAGCUUUGCAAUGGCCAUCGUGUCUAUGUGGAGGACUAUGGUCCUUUGGGUUAGAGGCUUACCCCUUUUAACAGUAUUUCAGACCUUUGUUUUGUUGGCUGUUCAUGCCUAGUCCUCCUCAAUCCAUCCAUAGCAAGAGCUCGUUUAUGUAA